Molecule: messenger RNA, 2265 nt
Organism: Odobenus rosmarus divergens (Pacific walrus)
Lineage: Eukaryota; Metazoa; Chordata; Mammalia; Carnivora; Odobenidae
Gene: CCT5
Product: chaperonin containing TCP1, subunit 5 (epsilon)
Exons: 11
Coding region: 398-2023 (541 amino acids)
Biological process (GO): protein folding
Cellular component (GO): chaperonin-containing T-complex
Molecular function (GO): ATP-dependent protein folding chaperone; ATP hydrolysis activity; ATP binding
Source: RefSeq, a predicted model, not a curated record
GGGCUCUACCAUCUUCUCGGAGCCGGGGUGGAACGGAAGGAGACAGUAAUGCUGCAAGUAAACGAGUUCCUCGUUGGGGACCCACUACCUAGAAACUCCCCAUGGUACAGCUCUGGCAAAUGAGUUUCAUCUACUCUUGGCUUGUGGAUUUUAACUUCCCGUCCGUGUCUUCGAACUUCACCCUCCCCCACAGCUUCCUGGAUGAUAGAAGUUUCUUAAGGCCUCUGAUUCCAGAAGGUACUGUCUGGCGUCAAACUAGUCUCGGGUGAAAAAUAAGUCUCAAGCGCCCCGGACUGCUCAUGCGCGCACUGUUGCGCCCUCCCGCGAGCGGAAGGCGUGUUCUCGGUUCCGGCGCGGUCUCCACCGGUUGGGGGAAAGUAACCACUGCUGUUGCACCAUGGCGUCGGUCGGGACCCUCGCCUUCGAUGAAUAUGGGCGCCCUUUCCUCAUCAUCAAGGAUCAGGAUCGCAAAUCUCGUCUUAUGGGACUUGAGGCUCUCAAGUCUCAUAUCAUGGCGGCAAAGGCUGUAGCAAAUACAAUGAGAACAUCACUUGGACCAAAUGGACUUGAUAAAAUGAUGGUGGACAAGGAUGGCGACGUGACAGUGACAAAUGACGGUGCCACCAUUCUAAGCAUGAUGGACGUGGAUCACCAGAUUGCCAAGCUGAUGGUGGAGCUGUCCAAAUCACAGGACGAUGAAAUUGGAGAUGGGACCACGGGGGUGGUUGUCCUGGCUGGCGCCCUGCUGGAGGAAGCCGAGCAGCUGCUGGACCGCGGCAUUCACCCGAUCAGGAUCGCCGAUGGCUACGAACAGGCCGCCCGCAUCGCUAUCGAGCACCUAGACCAGAUCAGCGAUAGUGUCCUCGUUGACAUAAAGGACAUUGAGCCCCUGAUUCAGACCGCAGAGACCACGCUGGGCUCCAAAGUGGUUAACAGCUGUCACCGGCAGAUGGCCGAGAUUGCCGUGAAUGCUGUCCUCACCGUAGCAGACAUGCAGCGCAGAGACGUGGACUUCGAGCUCAUCAAGGUGGAAGGCAAAGUGGGCGGGCGGCUGGAGGACACGAAACUUAUUAAGGGCGUGAUCGUGGACAAGGAUUUCAGUCACCCACAGAUGCCAAAACAAGUGGAAAAUGCUAAGAUUGCAAUCCUCACGUGUCCAUUUGAACCACCAAAACCAAAGACCAAGCAUAAGCUGGAUGUGACCUCUGUUGAAGAUUAUAAAGCCCUUCAGAAAUACGAAAAGGAGAAGUUUGAAGAGAUGAUUCGGCAAAUUAAAGAAACGGGAGCUAACCUAGCUAUUUGCCAGUGGGGCUUCGACGACGAAGCAAAUCAUUUACUUCUUCAGAAUAACCUACCUGCGGUUCGCUGGGUAGGAGGACCUGAAAUAGAGCUGAUCGCCAUCGCAACGGGAGGCCGGAUUGUUCCGCGGUUCUCAGAGCUUACGUCUGAGAAGCUGGGCUUUGCUGGUCUUGUAAAAGAGAUCUCCUUUGGGACCACUAAGGACAAAAUGCUGGUCAUCGAGCAGUGUAAGAACUCCAGGGCUGUGACCAUUUUCAUCAGAGGAGGAAAUAAGAUGAUCAUCGAGGAAGCAAAACGAUCCCUUCACGAUGCUCUGUGUGUCAUCCGGAACCUCAUCCGCGAUAACCGUGUGGUGUACGGAGGAGGCGCUGCUGAGAUCGCUUGUGCACUGGCAGUGAGCCAGGAGGCUGACAAGUGCCCGACCUUGGAGCAGUACGCCAUGCGGGCUUUUGCCGAUGCGCUGGAGGUCAUCCCCAUGGCUCUUUCUGAAAACAGCGGCAUGAAUCCCAUCCAGACUAUGACCGAAGUCCGAGCCAGACAAGUGAAGGACAUGAACCCUGCUCUGGGGAUUGACUGUUUGCACAAGGGUACAAAUGAUAUGAAGCAGCAGCAUGUCAUAGAAACUUUGAUUGGCAAAAAGCAACAGAUCUCUCUUGCAACACAAAUGGUUAGAAUGAUUUUGAAGAUUGAUGACAUCCGGAAGCCUGGAGAAUCUGAAGAAUAAGGAAAAACUUGAGAAUAAAAUGUAGUAGUAAGACCCACUGCUGUGACCGAAUAAAGGGAUGUCUCAUGACGCAUCUGCAGUUAUUUAUUACUGUGUCCUUUUUCAGACACUGUGGAUGCUGUUAUAAUAAAUAAAAAUAGCUGUUUGGUUAACCAUGGUUUUACUUGUUCACAAACGCUCGGCUGUGGGAGUGCUGUCUCGCAAGCUUUUGUAUUCGUUCCAUUAAAGCGCUCUCUUUAAAC